Cadophora gregata is the source of this 1702-nucleotide messenger RNA. RefSeq lists its product as uncharacterized. Gene Ontology annotation, molecular function: zinc ion binding; nucleic acid binding. Bases 632 to 1633 code for a protein of 333 amino acids. The transcript is spliced from 2 exons. Lineage: Eukaryota; Fungi; Ascomycota; Leotiomycetes; Helotiales; Ploettnerulaceae. The record is from RefSeq and is a predicted model, not a curated record.
UAUAAGGAGAUACACCUUCCAUAGAGAAUAAUACUACAAGCUGAUCAACCUCAUUGUGCACUCUAUGCUUCCUCAAGUUACCCCGCGAGUAACCUAGUAAUAUUAGGGAUUACCCGUGAUUUGUCACAAAAAAAAAACGAGGAAACGCACCAAGCGACUAGGCAGAAAUUAUGCGUAUAGUUCCUGUGGCUAGCUAGGUACAGAAUUCUGUCGCUUCUCCUGGUUAUGAAAGAACAUCAGUCUUCGAGUCUUGAGAGUCAAAGUCCCGAGGCAGCGGUACGGUCUUCGUACUCGUACAGAAAAGUCGACAUUAUUGUAUCGGGAAAUCAGUGGUCGGUUCUAGCUACAUCAUUUUGACCAUCAUUAAGUUUCGUAAAGGCUCACAUGAGCACAGUAGCUAGAAAGUACCUAGGUACUCUUUCGUUGAAUGGUGGCGUCACCAAACCCUUGGUAAGGCCCAUCUGAAGAGAAAGAGACUGCUCUGCUAGGAAUUCAGAGGCUCACUACAUCGUGCUGAAACAUGGAGACUUUUUCUAAGGUACUGGUUGAUUCACAGUCCGUUGGGACGAUUUCACCAUUUGAGCAUCGCGCUUUCCUUUGAGUAAAAUUCCCUCGUCAUCGCUUCCCUGCCAUGCCACAUUCGAACAAAAUCAACAUCAUCAGUAACAAAAAGAAAGCCUUAGGGAUGUCUGACGACGCCAAUAAAGGCAACAGCCAAAAGAAUGUUGUCUCAAAAAAGGCCAACGCGGCCCUCACCUCAACUCAACAACCAGUUCUAACUCUCACCACUGUCCCCAGAAAAGCAUCUCCAGAAGCCGACGCUUCCAUGGAACGAUUUCUCACCGACACAAUCUUCAACCUCAAUUCACGCCCAUCCCUUCCUCCCAAUACGCCUAAUGGACCGAAGUCAAAGUCUCACUCUCGCAAAGUAAGCUCUACUGGUUCCAGGUCCGUAAACGCUACCCCGGACAGACCAAGCACGAAGACUCGGUCUCCUUUCAGCUUCGUUUGCCACAAUAGAGAUUUCGAGUCGAAUUCUACACAAAAGUUAAGUGUUGUAACGCCAAUUGCCAAAAGUCAUGCCUUUUGGAGCAGGGAUAGAGAGGAGAGUCCUUGUCCAGUUGGCGCUAGAAGGAAGCUACAUGUGGGUUGGGACCAUUGGUCGCCUGUUAAGAAGCCGCGACGAGACUUGUUUGACUACAGUCCGAAAGCUUCUAGGGUUGUUGAGUCCAGGACCCUGUCAGAGAUAGAAGGACAUAGAAGUCUGGGAAUAAAACAUCUGCAGACGAAGGACGACUAUGAAGGACAGGCCAAGAAAUUCCAUAAAGGAUUGACAGAGGGCAAGGGAGGGGGAAGAGCAGACACAAAGGAAGAGAAUUUGUCACUCCUAAAAACAAAAGCAGUCGGACCUUCCCUAGAACGAAAGAAGUCCUCCGGUCUGUUGGCCGUUGACGCUCCUGGCCAUGGACAGCAAACUGAGGGUAAGAAGGCGAUUUGCUUCAAUUGUGGAAAGACGGGGCAUGAGUUUCUUGAUUGCUUGGUCAAAUGUGGCCAUUGUGGAAAGGAUGGACACAAGACCUUCUGUUGCAAAAUGCGUUAUCCAAAAUCGACAUACUCUACCAAAAAAGGAUGACGGGAGCUUUCUAGAAUGUCUUCUACACGCAAGGAUAGAUUCAUUGGAAUGAAUCUCUUGAAGCUGGAA